Nasonia vitripennis (jewel wasp) is the source of this 3007-nucleotide messenger RNA. RefSeq names its product glutamate receptor ionotropic, kainate 1 (gene Ir8a). Gene Ontology annotation, biological process: modulation of chemical synaptic transmission; monoatomic ion transport; synaptic transmission, glutamatergic. Gene Ontology annotation, molecular function: glutamate-gated receptor activity; transmitter-gated monoatomic ion channel activity involved in regulation of postsynaptic membrane potential. Gene Ontology annotation, cellular component: postsynaptic membrane; plasma membrane. The transcript is spliced from 14 exons. Bases 99 to 2828 code for a protein of 909 amino acids. NCBI's taxonomy places the organism in Eukaryota, Metazoa, Arthropoda, Insecta, Hymenoptera, Pteromalidae. The record is from RefSeq and is a predicted model, not a curated record.
AUACGCGUUGGACAGUCGGAGGGACAGGCAUCGCCGGACUCGCCUCCACGAGCUUAGUCGGCUCUGUCGUCGUUCCGAGGAAAGAAGAGCAGGACAGCAUGUCGAGCCUGCGAUUUCGCGGACUCCUCGCGAUUCUCGCGCUCCGGCUGGCGAUCGGCGCUUCCCAGGCGCCCGUCACUCUGCUGCUGGUGCUGGAGCAGCCGGACGCCGGUAUCCUGAGCAGCAUCAACAGCAUCGUCAGCGAGGCGGAGAACGAGUUCGGGGCGAACCUCGUCAAGGUCGACGUGCAGGCGGUCCUCGUGGACCGCGAGUACGUCGACCUGAACUUCGAGAAGGUCUGCGCCCAGCUCUACAGGGGCAUAACGAUGAUCCUGGACAUGACCUGGACCGGCUGGGACAAGCUGCGCGACCUCGCCCGGGACUUUGGGAUAAUCUACAAGCGCGCCGACACGACCAUCAGCGCCUACGUCCAGGCGGUCGACGACACCAUGAUGCUCAAGAACACGACCGACGCCGCCCUCAUCUUCCAGAACGAGAAAGAGCUCAACCAGACGCUGUACUACCUCAUCGGGAAUUCGAUAAUCAGGCUGGUGGUGAUCGACUACCUCUCGCCGCAGACCGUCGAGCGGAUCGGCAACAUGAGGCCCCUGCCCUCCUACUACGCCACUUACUCCGACACCAGACAUAUGGAGGAGCUGUUCAAGACGGCCAUAGACGGGGGCCUGGUGAAGCGCGACGGAGUCUGGUACCUGGUCUUCACGGACUACAACUACGCCGAGUUCUCCUACUUCAAGGAAGCCUCGGCGCUCAACGUCACAGUCAACGUCCUCACCAUGAAGGAGGACGUCUGCUGCCACCUGAUGUACACCAAUCCACCUUGCAGCUGUCCUCCUAAUUUCCAGAUCUUCGAUCACUACUUUCGCCGGCUCAUCAACCUCAUCGUCGAGACGCUCAGCGAGCUCCAGUCGGCGAACCAGCUGCAGGAACCGCGGAGCGGCCAGUGCACGGCUAAAAACUCCUCCGGCAGCGCGGCCGGCAACGCGACGCUUUCCGAUUUCGACAAGAAAAUCCUGGCCAAAAUCCAGAAGAACGAGACGUUCGAGUACGUGGAGAAGCUGACCCUGAUCACCUACCGGGCCGCGGCCGAGCUGAAGGUCCUGUCGAACGGCGAGCUCGUGGCCAACGCCACCUGGAGCCGCGACACCGGCAUCGUGCCCCUGCCCAACCGGACGAUCCAGGCGGCUCGACGCUACUUCCGCAUCGGCACCACCGAGGCCAUCCCCUGGACGAUCAAGAAGCGCGACCCCCAGACGAACGAGCCCCUCAGGAAGCCCGACGGCAGCCUCGUCUGGGAGGGCUACUGCGUCGAGCUCAUCCAGAAGCUGGCCGACAUGAUGGACUUUGACUACGACCUCGUCCUGCCGGAGGACGGCGAAUUCGGCCAGAAAGUUAACGGGCUCUGGAACGGUCUCGUCGGCGAUCUCGCCAAAGGACAAACCGACAUCGCGGUCGCCGCGCUUACGAUGACGUCAGAACGAGAGGAAGUCAUCGACUUUGUCGCUCCGUACUUUGAGCAAUCGGGCAUACUGAUCGUGAUGAGGAAGCCGGUGCGGAAGGCCUCGCUCUUCAAGUUCAUGACGGUCCUGCGGCUGGAGGUCUGGCUGAGCAUCGUCGGCGCCCUCACGCUCACCGGCAUCAUGAUCUGGAUCCUCGACAAGUACUCGCCCUACAGCGCGCGCAACAACAAGCACAUGUACCCCUACCCCUGCAGGGAGUUCACCCUGAAGGAGAGCUUCUGGUUCGCCCUGACGUCGUUCACCCCCCAGGGCGGUGGCGAGGCGCCCAAGGCCCUGUCCAGCCGCACCCUCGUAGCCGCCUACUGGCUCUUCGUCGUCCUCAUGCUGGCCACUUUCACCGCGAACCUCGCGGCUUUCCUCACCGUCGAGAGGAUGCAGUCCCCGGUGCAAUCGCUCGAGCAACUGGCGCGCCAGUCGCGGAUCAACUACACCGUCCUGGACAACUCGACGAUCCACCAGUACUUCAAGAACAUGAAGAUGGCCGAGGAGAAGCUCUACCAAGUCUGGAAGGAGAUCACGCUGAACAGCACGAGCGACCAGGUCGAGUACCGCGUCUGGGACUACCCGAUCAAGGAGCAGUACGGCCACAUACUCCAGGCCAUCACUCAAGUGGGCACGGUGAAGAGCAGCGAGGAGGGGUUCCAGAAGGUGAUCGACAGCGAGAACGCCGAGUUCGCCUUCAUCCACGACUCCUCGGAGAUCAAGUACAAAGUCACGCAGAACUGCAACCUCACCGAGGUGGGCGAGGUAUUCGCCGAGCAGCCUUACGCCAUAGCCGUGCAGCAAGGCAGUCACCUGCAGGAGGAGAUCAGCAGGAGAAUCCUCGAUCUCCAGAAGGAUCGCUACUUCGAGAGCCUCAGCUCCAAGUACUGGAACCAGUCGCUCAAGGGCUCCUGCCCCAACUCGGACGACAACGAGGGCAUCACCCUCGAGAGCUUGGGCGGAGUCUUCAUCGCGACGCUCUUCGGCCUGGCGCUGGCCAUGGUCACGCUCGCCGGCGAGGUGAUCUACUACCGGCGGCGCAACGCCCAGGACGAGCAGAACCAGCAGAAGCACCGCGAUCACAGCAAGAGCAAGGACCGGAUGGACGACAGCGACCAGAUAAUAAUCCAGAAGCUCGCUGCCAAGCUCCAGCUGAAACCGGCCCCGCCCGUCAGCUUCGACGGAAAACCCGUGGCCCAGGGCCUCGGGACCAAGCCUCGGGUCUCCCAGAUAUCCGUCUAUCCCAGGCCCUUCCCCUUCAAGGAGUGAGACGCACGCGAGACGCACGCGAGACGCACGACUGCAGUUUCUCCACCAGUAGCCAGUAGAUUUUUCUCUAUGCUGCGCAUAAUAACAAUAUUCUUGACCAUACACGAGUUGUUGUGUAGCUCGAUGGUAUGUACGACUAUGAAUAAAGUGGCUGUCACGCAUAUUUUUCAAAUAACCAA